AUGGGUUACUGGCUAGGAGACGAAGUCUUUGUGACAUUGGAAAGCAUUGGAAAGGUUCAGCAGACUCUGGAUUACCUAGAGAACCGCUAUCCCAACCUUGGCAAGCCUGGACCUCAGCCUGGUGGCCCGCUCUACCCAACCGAGGAGGUGGUUGUUCAGCUUCUUUUUGAUCUCCACGUUGCUACGAUGCAGGUAUGCGGCUUGUCUGCGUUCCAGCCAUUCGACGCAUGCGAUGAGCGUGUGGUAUUGUCUCUGACCACGAUGGUCAAGCCCCUAAAGGAGAAGGUGUAUAAGCUACAGGGGGACAUCUGGAACAUUGAUUCCGCUCGCCGACUAUAG
Molecule: messenger RNA, 339 nt
Organism: Fusarium tjaetaba
Lineage: Eukaryota; Fungi; Ascomycota; Sordariomycetes; Hypocreales; Nectriaceae
Exons: 1
Coding region: 1-339 (112 amino acids)
Source: RefSeq, a predicted model, not a curated record